This is a messenger RNA of Anguilla rostrata (American eel), 5317 nucleotides long. RefSeq names its product gamma-aminobutyric acid type B receptor subunit 2-like. Lineage: Eukaryota; Metazoa; Chordata; Actinopteri; Anguilliformes; Anguillidae. Gene Ontology annotation, molecular function: G protein-coupled GABA receptor activity. Gene Ontology annotation, cellular component: G protein-coupled receptor heterodimeric complex; membrane. Gene Ontology annotation, biological process: gamma-aminobutyric acid signaling pathway; G protein-coupled receptor signaling pathway. The record is from RefSeq and is a predicted model, not a curated record. The coding region runs from base 861 to 3659 and encodes 932 amino acids. The transcript has 19 exons.
UAUAUAAAUUAUGGAAUUAUUGUAUCAGAAAAAAAUGUACAUGUAGUGGAAUUCCAUUUCGUGUUCUUGCUUGUGUUGAAGCAAGGUAGGAUUUAAUUCCCCGGAGUUUUAUCUCGCACACUGUUCCCACUACAUGCGCGCGCCCUAGUCGUCAACAGCAUUGAAACCUGUUAUGCAGCAGCGUCGUCUUGCUGAAGACAGACACGGUCUGAUCUGGAUGCAGGAACUGCAGCUGCUUUGAUUGCUUUCCCCCCGUUAUUUCAUUAGUUGCUGUUCAGUGCCCCCUUCAAAGGCGUUUAAAUAGAGGACACAAGCAGGAACGCACCAUAACCCCUGUGAUUUGUUCGAUGAGAACAUUGUGGGAUGGCGACACUGUGGUAGUAUCCAAGUAACUGCUAACUCAGGUAGCGGAAUUUUGAUCUAUAUUUUUUUCUGUCCAUUUUUGGUUUCGUGAUGAUUUUGGAUUGUUAUGAAUUACGGGGUUUGGAGGAAUUGAGUUGGAGAAGACUUACAUAUUAGCACUCGCUUCUGUGCAUCACGGACGGCCAGGAACGAGGAUGUCCUUUGCCUGAUCUCAUCAGAAAACCCCUUUUUUGAUUAAAUCGGCGCUGGUGCAUCUUCCCUGCAUCUGGAGGGCGCAUAGGGGAACCAUGGGGAAGCGUCAUUCCUGAAGCUACUCCUCACUCUGAAACCCUUACCGAAAAAAACAGGCGACACUGCAGUUCACCUCUGCUUGUAAUUUACGCGUAAUCCUAAUAUCAUUUUGACAAUUUACCUGGGUCAACGGUCCACUACCAAACCAAUUCGCCAUGCCAACCUACUGAAGGGGUGGAUAUAUUUCGCCGCCUGGUGCAGAUAGCAUGGCUUCAUCCCGGAGUAGAUGCAGAUCGGAGAUGAUUGUGGUCUCUGGAUGCCUUCUUGUGUUGGUCUUAAGAUUUCGACCUGUGUUGGCGCGGGUGUGCAACGAUAAUGCUGGGCACAACCUGGAGAAAGCCUGGUACACGAAAGACGGCGAAGCAUUGCCUAUCAUGGUCCUGAUGCCUAUGAAUGAAUCAGCGCUUAGGAGCAGCAUCAGUCAAGGAAUCGACCGUGCUGUCCAGCUCGCCAUUCAGCACAUACGAGAGUCCAAGCUAUACUCUUUCUCCCUAAUCCCAAAAAUCUACGACACUGAGUGUGACAAUGCCAAAGGGCUGAGAGCCUUCUUUGAUGCUAUCUGCUUUGGUCCGAAACACCUGAUGAUCUUUGGAGGGGUGUGUCCUUCUGUGACUUCCAUAAUUGCAGAGUCUUUAGAGGGCUGGAACCUUGUGCAGCUAUCCUUCGCUGCAACCACACCUGUUCUGGCUGACAAGAAGAAGUACCCCAAUUUCUUUCGGACUGUGCCAUCAGACAACGCUGUCAAUCCAGCUGUGGUGAAGUUCCUCAACCACUACAACUGGACCCGGGUUGGAACUCUCACCCAGGAUGUGCAGCGGUUUUCUGAGGUGAGGAAUGAUCUGACCAAUGAGCUGGAGAAGGCUGAUAUCCAGAUUGCUGACACACAGAGCUUUUCCAAUGACCCCUGCGUCAAUGUUAAGAACCUAAAGGACAACGAUGUGCGAAUAAUUAUCGGGCAGUUUGAUGAGAACUUGGCCUCCAAAGUGUUUUGCUGUGCCUACAACCUUAACAUGUUUGGCAGUAAGUACCAGUGGAUCAUCCCUGGCUGGUACCAGGAGAACUGGUGGGAUAAGGCCAACGCCACCAACUGCACAGCCAAGAAACUUCUGACUGCCAUGGAGGGCUACAUCAGUGUGGACUUUGAGCCGCUCAGCACCAGGCAGUUAAAGGGAAUCUCUGGAAGGACGCCUCAGGAGUAUGAGAGAGAGUACAAUAGACAGCGGAUGAAGAAAGGGGUGGACUCCAGCAAAUUUCAUGGAUUCGCUUACGAUGGGAUUUGGGUCAUCGCCAGGACUUUGACCCGGGUCAGGGAGAUACUGAGGCACAGGGAGAGGCACAGUCUCCACCGAAACUUCACAGCUGAUGACAGGGAUGUUGGACGACUGGUCCAUGAUGUCAUGAAUGAGACAAAUUUCUUGGGAGUGACGGGUCAAGUUAUGUUCCGAAAUGGUGAACGGAUGGGAACUAUCAAGUUUACACAAUUUCAAGAGGGUCAGGAGGUGAAAGUGGGAGAAUACAAUGCUAUCGCUGAUGUGUUGGAACUCAUCAACAACUCAAUCAGGUUUCAAGGUAUGGAACCCCCAAAAGAUCGGACAAUUGUGCAUCUCCAGCGACGGCAGAUCAGUGUGCCACUGUACAGCAUCCUGUCUGUCAUCACAAUUCUGGGCAUGUUCAUGGCUAGCGCCUUCCUGUUCUUCAACAUCCAGAACCGUAACCACAGGCUGAUAAAGAUGUCCAGCCCUUACAUGAACAACCUCAUCAUCCUGGGAGGGAUGCUCUCUUACGCCUCCAUCUUCCUCUUCGGCCUCGACGGGUCCUUCGUCUCUGACAAGGUGUUUGAGACGCUGUGCACGGUCCGCACAUGGAUUCUUAUAGUGGGAUAUACAACAGCUUUUGGGGCAAUGUUCGCAAAGACCUGGAGAGUCCAUGCCAUCUUUAAGAAUGUGAAGAUGAAGAAAAAGAUCAUCAAAGACCAGAAGCUGCUGAUCAUUGUUGGUGGAAUGCUGCUGAUAGACCUCUGCAUUUUAAUCUGCUGGCAGAUUGUGGACCCACUGAAGAGAACAGUGGAAGAGUACAGUCUAGAGGCAGAUCCACAUGGACGUGACAUGGCGAUUCGGCCCUUUCUGGAGCACUGUGAAAACAUGCACAUGACCAUUUGGCUGGGCAUCGUCUAUGCGUACAAAGGGCUCCUAAUGUUGUUUGGCUGCUUUUUGGCCUGGGAGACUCGCAAUGUAAGUAUCCCAGCGCUGAACGACAGCAAGUACAUCGGCAUGAGCGUCUACAACGUGGGGAUCAUGUGCAUCAUCGGGGCGGCUGUCUCCUUCCUGACCCGGGACCAGCCCAACGUGCAGUUCUGCAUCGUGGCCCUGGUCAUCAUCUUCUGCAGCACCAUCACCCUGUGCUUGGUGUUUGUGCCGAAGCUGCUAACAAUGAGAACGAAUCCAGAUGCAGCCACUCAGAAUAGGAGGUUCCAGUUCACGCAGAACCAGAAGAAGGAGGACUCUAAGACCUCAGCCUCUGUGGCCAGUGUCAACCAGGCCAGCACAUCCCGACUGGACAGCCUGCAGGCUAACAACCAUCAACUCCGGAUGCGAAUAACAGAGCUUGACAAAGAGCUGGAGGAGGUGACAAUGCAGCUUCAGGACACACCUGAGAAGACCCCCUACGUCAGUCAGAGCCCGUACCAGGACACAAACAGCACCCCCAGCAUACGCAACGUCAGAGACAGCAAAGAAGAAGACAGAUCAAUGUUGAAAAAUCACCAUGAACAGAAGUGGGGCUCAGUGGACCCCUCCAGGACAAACAGGGGACCCCUGGAAGACAUUAACUCACCUGAGCACAUACAGCGGAGACUGUCCUUGCAGCUGCCAAUUUUACACCAUGCUUACCUCCCGUCGAUAGGGGGGGUGGAUGCCAGCUGUUCCAGCCCCACUGUCAGCCCUCUUGGUAGCCCCCGCCAUAGACGGGCACCGUUGUCCUAUGGAGUGAUGGUCUCAGGCCUGUGAGGACAACAAAACAGAACUUCUGUCUGCCUGAAUUUCGUUUUUUGUGGUAUUUGCUUUGUUUUUUAAAGUCAGACUGAUGUAGUCAGCGAUGGGGGUGGGGCACAGAAAAAGGAAUGACCCCUACUCCGCUCUCACCAUGUACAGAGAGGCUCUCAGCCCCAGAACACAUCCAUUAGGAGGGGCUGGCAAACCCUGCCCUCCCCAACCUCCUAAACUACUGGAGAGGGGGCCUGUGGGGUGCCUUUCUUGGCCUGCAGCCUUAUCGACUUCAAAGAGUUUUCCCCUUCUUUUUUUGAAUACUUGACCAUGUGCGAACCUGUCAAAAUACAAGAUUAUUUUACUGACAAUGCCUGGAUUAUGUUAUGGAUGGGAGGGACAAUUUCAGACCUGCUAGACUGUAUUAUUAAUAAAGGCACCCGUGUAAAGGAAAUAACCGUGGCAGAUAUUUAAAUAACAUACUUUUGGUCUUCAGAGUAAACUCUGAGUACAAAGUGACAGUUUGGGGGACAAGGGGCUGAAUAUGUAAUGUUUGCAAGCAUGAAUGUGAGCGUGUGAUGUAACAACGAGAGUUUGUGUGACGUUGGUCUGAAUUUAAGUUGCUCCAUUAGUGUUAUAAUGUGCAGGCUCAUGGCAUGGGUGAUGACACACCAACAAAAAACAGUUCUUUAAACAAUAUGCACAACUGUUUUUCGUACAUUUACAAAAAUUAUUCUCAUAAAACAGGUGACAAAUUAUUACCAUAGAGGUUUCAUGACAGCUAAAUCAGUACAAGUUUACAGCUUCAACAACACAUCGGCUUCAGUGGAGGUCAGGAGACAUCUCUGGACACAUCACUUGAAAUUGAAUUCCUUCAUGAAAAUGAGGUUACAUCAGUGAAUAUUAGUGAGUUCACUGCCACUUAUUGAUUUACGUUUAUCACACCCAGACCCAAGAGACUCUAGAUGUUUGUAGAGUGAUAUGGUUUGUGGUUGUCAUGUGACCCAGGGGCACAAGCUAAUCAAUGAAUCUCAAUCCCUUUCAUGAGAAUACUACUGUACUAUGCAUGCAAAUAAAAACCCUGUACACAAAGGCCGGAUUUAGCACACUUCAAAUGCUUGUUUUUUUUAUCUGAGCGACUCACAAACUGUAUUAGAUAAAAGUUCAAAACAGAAAUGGAAUACGGUGUGGAAAUAUGCCUCUGUUGAACCUUUUAACCAACAUGAAAUAUUUUCUAAAAUUUGUUAUAGUGUGUGAUGGUGUUUACACUUCACAGAUCAUUUAAAUAUUGCCAAGUCAUCUGCAAGAGAGGGAAGCAAGGUUUUGCACCCAUUACCUUGAGUGGCAAGUAAGAUUGCUGACUGUACCUUUCUUAAUUACAGUAUAAUAAAAUAAGCUGCACUGGCUGCAUGCACCACAUACAGCUAUCCUCCGAUAAAGCUCACAAACCAGACUAUUAUCCUUAAGGUAAAGUUCACUUUUCAAUGCACAAUCAUUAUUUCUGCAUAUCUUUCACCAUUAGUGUUUUGGUGCUUGUUUAAGGAAGGAUUCAUCAUAUCAAUAUAGGGUUUUUUCAGUGUGCUGAAAGUCUGGCCAGUUACCUUAUCAAGCUACAGUGAUUCUCAUUGGUGCCUAUUGUCCGACCAAAUAUCAUCUUGUCCAUUUAAAGUAGCAGGAUUUUU